GUUCUCCACCAGCAAAACCUGCUUGCAAGAGGCCAUUGGCAGUCCAACAAUGCCGGGUUCAAAGGUGACUCAAACUGGUGCUAUGGUGGAAUGACUUCUCCCCAGGAACUUCUGCCAGCCAGCUAACAUUGCCACCAGAGCUGAGGCAGACAACUUUACUGCAGGAAGCAGAGAAGGGCUCAGUGCCUCUACAAGCAGUAAGCAUUUGAUUAAUCUGCCGAGCAGUAUUAUCAACAAUGUGUUUAUGAUGAGUCAUCCUCGCUCAGCUGAAGAGAGUCAUGGAAAUCCUCUAGGAAAUGAAUUCUUCUAAAGAGAACAAAUCAGCUGUUUUUAUCAACUGAGCUUAUAUUCAGACUGUUUGUGUUAUUGGUGGCUAAACGAGUGAUCAGUGAACAUGAAGCAGUGGGACAGAAGGACGUUACCGUCUUGACAGUUUGGUGGAGAGGAGAUAGAGCAGGCAAGGGGAGGCCUGCAGACAGUUUUGGAGGCAGAAGUUAACACCCCUACAGACUAGUGGCUGAGAAGAAGGUGAGGGAGGAAGGUCUCCCACCACAGUCACAAGGAGUAGCUUUUCUUAUGCCACAGCUCUCUAGCUUUUUAGCAGCUUCUGAUUUUAGGAUUCCUGGGAUGAAAAUGUUUAAUAUCAGCAUGGCAUCCUGGGAAACUGAAUCUCCCUGCUUCAGGAUAUACAGCAGUCAGAUGGAGAGGUGCUUUUUCUGCCAGUGAUCACUCUCUCGAGGCCUGAACGUGAGAUCAACAGAGAAACGUAUGAACUUCUUCUCCUCACCAGUGGACACUGAGUGUAACAACAGUUUGCUUCCAAAGGAGAAAUCUGAAAGUACUCAGAAAGUGGGUGGGAGAGCAACUACAGAAGAUCCUCCCAUAAAGGACUGGAAAACCUAUAAAACCUGAUGAGAACAAAGAAACCCUGAAUCUUUGGAGCUUUAAGAGUUGAAUCUGAAUGAAGUAUACUAUCUCCAAUUUCCCACAUCUCCUGGCAUAGCUGUUCCAAAGACUGGAUGGAACAUGAGGCUACACAACUAGAAAAGCAGCACGUGCAUAGUGUGUAUGAAAAUACAGCUGCCUACUUCAGUGAUCUGCAGAGCAAAGCAUGGCCUCGUGUUCGAAAUUUUCUGCUGGAGCAAAAGCCUGGCAGUCUUGUUGCUGACAUAGGUUGUGGAACUGGAAAAUAUCUGAGUGUCAACAGUCAGGUGUAUAGUCUCGGCUGUGAUUACUGUGGACCACUGGUAGAAAUUGCAAGGAAGAAAAAUGAUGAAGUUCUUGUAUGUGACAACCUUAACCUUCCCUUUAGGGACCAGUGCUUCAAUGCAGUAAUUUCCAUUGGAGUGAUCCAUCAUUUCUCAACUAAACAAAGAAGAAUCAAAGCCAUAAAGGAAAUGGCGAGGGUAUUGAUACCUGGAGGUCAGAUGAUGAUUUAUGUUUGGGCUAUGGAACAAAAGAAUCGUCACUUUGAGAAGCAAGAUGUAUUUGUUCCUUGGAACAAGGCCUUGUGCUCACGACAUUUUUCAGAAUCAAAUCGAUCUGGAGAUAAGGGUGAGUUUGUGCAUACUGUAAAAAGCCAAGACAUACACCCUGCACAGCUAGUCAUCUCUGAUUGCAGCUACCAAACCGGUCUGCAGCCAGAAACUGAUUCAAAACAUUCCCACGGUACAGACCACUGCUUAUCCAGAGCCUGCUGCAUGAAAAUAUCUGAAGAAGAAAACAGAUUUUACAGUGCUCUAGGAAGAUCUUUCCGCUCGUGGUUUUUCUCCAGAUCCCUCGAUGAAUCGGCCCUUCGCAAGCAAACUGACAAGUUGAAGCCUCUGAAGAAUGAAGGAGAAUGGGCAAACAGUACUGUGCCCAUUCAGCACUCACGACACUGCAGUUUGGAUCUAGGUCACCACGGGGCGCUGUUAAAAGAACAAAGUUUGGAUGAUGAUGAUGUGUUUGUGGAAAGCCUGCCUCUCAAAAAAACAGAGUGGUCACCAGCCACAGAUGCACUGAAGGAUUUAAGUUUAAAUGGAGGACACCAAAGUGUCUCUCAGAGCAAGAGUGAAGAAGUUUCAUUUAUAAACAGCCCAGUGGAAGACAGGGAUUACAGCUGUGGCUAUAAUAAAGACAGUGCUGGUAAUUCUGAUGCCAGUAAGUUUUUCAAAAGAACUUCAACAACUGACUCUAGUGACUCUGCUUUGGAUUCAGCUGUGUCUGUUGGGGACCAAACAGAUGCCAUGUUGGAUACAAAAGCCUUUAUGCGUUAUUACCAUGUUUUUCGGGAAGGGGAGCUGUGCUCUCUAAUCGAAGAGAAUGUGCCUGAGCUUCAGAUACUUUCUUCGUGCUAUGACCAUGGAAACUGGUGCAUUAUUGCAGAGAAAAUACGAACAUAGCUGGAAAAAGAAGCAAGAAUCCAGUGACUGAGGAUUUUAAGCUGCUCCUUGCAUUCCUGUGAUUGCGUGGUGUGACAUGGAAUUUGAAUCUGAUGUAGCUGUGUGCCAUUGGUUUUGAAGUUAUUCUCUCUCUAACUGUUUAACUAUGUAAUGCAAGGUCUGUAUAUAGGAAUAUAAGCAGGAAACAAUAUUUAUGUUUUGUUAAACUUUUAUG
Messenger RNA from Colius striatus (speckled mousebird), 2598 nucleotides. RefSeq names its product tRNA methyltransferase 9B (putative) (gene TRMT9B). Lineage: Eukaryota; Metazoa; Chordata; Aves; Coliiformes; Coliidae. The transcript is spliced from 6 exons. The record is from RefSeq and is a predicted model, not a curated record. Gene Ontology annotation, molecular function: S-adenosylmethionine-dependent methyltransferase activity; tRNA binding. Gene Ontology annotation, cellular component: nucleus; cytoplasm. Gene Ontology annotation, biological process: tRNA wobble uridine modification. Bases 1020 to 2384 code for a protein of 454 amino acids.